AUGUCAUCCGCAGCUAGUAUCCUUCAACGACAAUACAAAGAACUGACAAAAAAUCCAGUGCCGGGAUUCGUCGUCGAUCUUAAAAACGACAGCAUCUUUGAAUGGGAGGUUGCCAUUAUCGGAUCACCAAAGACGAUCUAUGAAGGCGGCUAUUUCAAGGCCACCAUGUCGUUCCCUGAGGAUUAUCCCUUUAACCCACCUACGUUUCGAUUCAAUCGCGAGUUUUAUCAUCCAAACGUGUAUCCGGAUGGUCGACUUUGUAUUUCAAUCCUGCAUCCACCAGGUGAUGAUCCUGUAAGCGGCGAAAAAGCAGAUGAACGAUGGAACCCGACUCAGUCAGUCGAAAGUGUCUUGGUUUCAAUCAUUUCAUUAUUGGCCGAUCCCAAUUGCUCAAGCCCUGCCAACGUAGAUGCCGGUGUGGCAUAUCGAAAGAACCGAGAUCUCUUUGAUUCUAUAGUAAAAACCCAAGUAGAAGCCUCCAAAAAGGAUAUUCCUCCUGGAUUCCAAAUGCCCAAAUCAGAAAAGGAUUUCAUGUUGGCUGCACCCGCAGAAAUAGAAGAAGAUGAAAACUUCUGGUAUGAAUCUGCCGAAGAAAGCGAUUUUCUCGAUGAUGAAGAUGAUGAUAUGGAUGACCAUAGUUCGGGAGGAAAGUAG
Lichtheimia ornata is the source of this 654-nucleotide messenger RNA. RefSeq lists its product as uncharacterized. The transcript has 11 exons. Gene Ontology annotation, molecular function: ubiquitin conjugating enzyme activity. Gene Ontology annotation, biological process: proteasome-mediated ubiquitin-dependent protein catabolic process; protein polyubiquitination. The record is from RefSeq and is a predicted model, not a curated record. Bases 1 to 654 code for a protein of 217 amino acids. Lineage: Eukaryota; Fungi; Mucoromycota; Mucoromycetes; Mucorales; Lichtheimiaceae.